CAAAGUCAUUCAAUGAAUGGCCGCAUGUGUGUAUGGUUGUUGGUUUGUCGUCUCGCGAGAGUCUCACCCCAGCCAUCGAUGGAUGUCUCGUGCACCAAAAAAUGUACACACACCAAACAAUCUCCACCAACAACACCUACAGGGGAAGAAGUGCCACACACAGCUACAGGAUGCAUGAGGCCAGCUUUCACGAAAAGAGCACACCACACACAGACACACAUACAUAUCCACUCGGGAGGCGCGCGCACACAUGCAGUCGAGUCACGUGUCCAUGUCCACCCUUCCCCCUCCCUACACUGUCUGCCUGUCUGCAGCAUCUUGGCGCAAAUCACGAUGACACGCUGGCCCGCCGCCCACACACGCACGAGGCCACUUGACCAAACAGCCCACACAGACACAUACAGAUCUACGUGCAUACGAGAAACAAUCCAUCCAUCUAUCCAUCAGUGGCUCUCUAUGUAUGGUACACGGAGGUUCGUGCUCCUCGCCUGACGUUAAGCAAACAUCCCUUCCACUUGUGGAUGUGUGGAUGUGUGUGUGGGUGAUCAGCAUGGUGUCACGUUACUCGUCGCCCGCCCCGCCAGUCACUCUCUCCGUCAUGAACAGCACUGCCGCACGCAAAUCGCCGCCAUACGCCUGACACACUCACACACACACACACACAUCCGUCCAUCCAUCCAUUCAUCCAUGGAUCUCUUUUUGCUCACCUGCAGGACGAGUAUGUUGUGGUUUCGGUCAGGAAACCCCCUGCAGUGCAGGCAUACACAGCCACAGCCACAUACAUACACAUGUACCUACAUGCAGUGUGCAGGUGUCGCGUGUGUGUGUCGGCUUACAUCUCCCGCAGCACUGACAGCUUCUUCUCCAUCUCACCAUCAACAACAACGGGAGCCGGUGCAGGAACCGCUGCUGCCGCUGCCGCAGCUGCUGCUGUCGGCUGGUGGUGGUCAUGGUGUGUGGGUGGGCUGAUGGAUGGGUAGAAGGGGGGCGGCUGCUGCUGGCUGGGAGUGCUGCUGGUGAUGUCGUUGGUGCGUCCAGAAAAUCCGCCGUCCAUCUGCAUCUCAGAGUUGUUGUUACUGUCGAUGUUGUCAUUCUGCAUUGCGGGUGCGGGGAAGGUGCCCCACAGAGAGGCGUGAGGGUUGGUGUUGGUCAUGUUGGCGUCAUUGAAGGUGGCACCUCUCUGAGACAAAAAGAGAGAGACAAUGCUCACGUGUCACGUCACGCAGAGCUCUUUGUGUGCUGGUGGAUGGCCUACGAAGUGCUCGAUCUCGUCUUCCUGCUCGAUCUCUUCCUCCUCUGAUCCUCCCUUGUUGGACCCCUCAGGCUGUGCAUAUUGAACACCCGGACGACCUCCGUAAGGUGGAAGAUCUCCACCGACUGCAGCAUCGGGGAUGUGCUGUCGCUGGAAUGGCUCGAAGAAGGAACGGGGCGCUGGCUCUGGCUCCUCCGGUGCUGGGUGCAGCUUGGCUACAUCCUGGCACAUCCAACACAACACACACAGACAGACAGACACAGACAGCAGCGAUCGACCCAUGUGCACCUAUUCCUGGACGCAUUUUCUCUCUCCCUCCCCCCUCCCUCUCUCUCAGCCGACCUGUUGCUGUGCGGUUGCCGUCUCCUCUUCCUCUGUGGCUCUGUCCACGUAGAGGUCGUCAUACUCGUCCCUCUCCCCCUCCCCGUCUCCAUCGCCAUUCUGCUGUCCAGCAGCCAUCGGGACAGCCACACUCACAGACGCAGAUGCAGACGCAGAUGCACUCGAUGUAGUGGGCGGGUGUGACAGACGUUUGAACGCCUCCCCGCCGAUCUCCCGCAUGUUGGCAUUCUGUACGGCGGUGCUGAUUUCGGCAGCAAACGUCUCGAGGAUCCUAAACACACACACACACACACACACACACAGAGAGAGAGAGAGAGAGAUCCAUCAAUCCAUUCAUCCAUCCAUCCAUCAAGCUCGCUUACUCUCUGGCGGUGGGUUCGGGCAAAGUGUGCAGUGCCGGCAGCAGAUGGGCCAGGAACGUCCCAAAAUCCCACCGUUCCCCAUUGAUGAGCUGUGCCAGAUGAGGCAGCGUCUCGGCGAUCUCUGACAUGGGUGCGGGUAGAGACAGAAUGUGACUAAGUGUGUGUGUGUGUGCAUGUGUGAGUGCCGUCUGACCGCGUGACGCCGUCUGGUAUCCGUCCAGCUGUGCGGCGAGUAUCUGUAGUGGGCUGCCGAUCAUGGGUACCCAGAACACGCCCAUAGUGUCGAACAAUUGGCUGUUCUGGGUGACCAUGUUCUCAAACAACGGCGUCAACAGGAGACUCGACAACUGCAAACACACAGCCAGACAGCCAUCCAUCCCUGUCGCGUGUCAGUCAGUCAGUCAGUCAGUCAGUGCACGUUGUAUGUGUACCAUGUGAGGCGUGUUGAGCAUGCUUGAAAGCAUGGAAGCCACCUGAGGCGGGUUGGCGCCCGUGUCACCUCCGGUGGUCUCGUCCCGUGUGCUCACGCCCUCAUCAACCAUCACAUGGCCUGAACCACCACCACCACCACCACCAGCAGCAGCGGCGGUGGCAGCGGCUGGUGUCGUCUCUUCAUCUGUGCUUGCGGUGGGUGUUGGCACGAGCUUCAGCUUGAGCAGCGGGAUGUCAGAUUCCUUUUGAGUCUCACGAGCCACCUGACAACCACAAUCACGAUGUACCGACCCUUUUCCUGUGCUCUGUCUGUGUGUGGGUGUCUCCCUCCCUCCCUCCCUCCCUCCCUCCCUCAGGCACCUGCAGUGCGUCAUCGACAGUCGACGGAGUAAGCCGGCACCAAUCGCCCUAACGAACGAACAAAAACACAAAUGCUUUUCCUUUCCUUCUCCCCCAAUCUGCCCGCCAGGCUUCGGCGGUUUCGGACCUCCUCAUCACGGUACUGGAUGAUGUAUCCUGAUCCCCCAUCCGGCGGCACGCCAUAGCUGUCCCAUACCGUCGCUAUCAGCUCUCUGUGGAAGGCAAUUUGUGUUGGACCAUUGUCGAUGUUGAACCGGAACCGGCGGAUGUCGCCCUGGAAGUCAACUUUCGCCAGAAUUUGCUGCUGCUGCUGCGCCAUUGUGUGCCCUGCUGCUGCGAGAGCAAGUCGCGAGGCAGAACGGCGGCGUGAUGGGGUGAAGCAAGGGAUGAGCGGGAGGGCAGAUCUGAUGCUGGGCACACACAACAAGGGGUCAACUGCUUUCUGCC
Messenger RNA from Vitrella brassicaformis, 3195 nucleotides. The record is from the annotation of a GenBank genome assembly. NCBI's taxonomy places the organism in Eukaryota, Vitrellaceae.